AUGACACCAGGUUAUUAUAAAAAACUGGCAGAUUCGCCUGAUAUAUUUACCAUAAAUGAAUCUCAUUAUGUCAAACAGUUAGAGGCUACUGCAGUAUUAGCCGAACGUUUACAAAGUCAAGUCAAUUAUGGUUUGUUUAAAGGUUCCAUUGAAAGGCAACAGUUGGCCUCCACACUAAAAUUUUCUUUGACAGUGGUCUGCGAUUUUGGUAAGAAUCUUUGUAUGUAUAGCUGCCAACAGGAUCCGUAUCGAAGGCAAAUGGAACUGAAACGUGUUAUCAAUGGUGAAGAUUUGGACCCAUGCGAACAAAGUAAACAAUAUAGCCUGAAGGAUGUAGUCAAAUCAACGGAUCAACACCGUCAGCAUUUGAACCACACAUUGAUUUCGAAAAGAACGCUAACAAAUGCUCCUUGUGUACCAUCAUCCAUCCAUCUCUGCAGUAUAUUGUUUUUGGGUUUGGCACUCGUAUUCUCUCUUAUGGCCGUUAUAUGUUCCUGUAUCAAUUUGAAAUUUCAUCCUGUCGAACGAAUAUUCAAUAUUUUCGGCCUAUAUAUUUGGAAUGCCAUUGCAGCUGGGUGCUGUUUUUGGUCUUUGGCCUUGUGGGGCGCUAUGUUUGGUAGUCAUUUGCGUUACAACAUCGCCAUUACGGAUACAUUACGUCAACAGCUGAAUUUUUCCUCUGAAGGAUAUGCCAGCUUAGGCGGUGCAUAUUAUUCGUUAGUUGUUGUCAUGGUCUUGCACAUCAUUAAUCUUGCUUUGCUCUUUGCAAGGAGAUAUUUUGUUGAUGUACAACCGCAUUCGGUAACAAAUAAUUUGAACUACGAUGAUGCUGAGCCUAGAUUAGAGUUUUAUUAA
Molecule: messenger RNA, 855 nt
Organism: Musca vetustissima
Lineage: Eukaryota; Metazoa; Arthropoda; Insecta; Diptera; Muscidae
Exons: 4
Coding region: 1-855 (284 amino acids)
Source: RefSeq, a predicted model, not a curated record